Ruditapes philippinarum (Manila clam) is the source of this 1943-nucleotide messenger RNA. RefSeq lists its product as uncharacterized. The transcript is spliced from 3 exons. The record is from RefSeq and is a predicted model, not a curated record. Lineage: Eukaryota; Metazoa; Mollusca; Bivalvia; Venerida; Veneridae. The coding region runs from base 154 to 1296 and encodes 380 amino acids.
ACUUGUUUAACGACCCUCCCAAUAUUUCACGGUACAGCAAAUAAAUACACGACGAGGGAAGUUUAUCAACCGUGCAAUCUACUUUCUGUUUUGGGAUGGUUUUAAGUUUUUAUAAAAAGGCGUACAUCUGCUAUAUCAUAUAGAAAUAUCGACAUGGCAGAAGGCAAGCAUAAUAAUGAAUUGGACGACCGUGACUCCGACACUGAUGAUCGAGGAGACGAUCUUGACCGAUCUGAACGUUUUGUCGAAACUGAAAAAAAUCCUGAACUUUUUAAAAGCAAAUCUCUGAAUAAUAAAAAGCCUUUUUAUAAUGGUUCGAUAUUAGAUAACCGAAUGGCGGAAAUCAGGAAGUCGAUUUAUCAUAUCCGGCUUCAUUGGGACGAAUACGAAACAUUUAUGGCGUCACUGAGACAACUUUUACUUGAAAAUGGCACAAUAGACUUCAAAGACGAAACUACAAGAGCGCAUGCCGAAAGGGUUUUAUCAUCCAAGCGGGACUGGAUGACUGCUGAAACUAUUCAAAUGACAGACGUUUCAUUCGAAGCAGUCAAAUUGUACACGUCGAAAGAAGGCCACUCUAGAAUAUACGACAUGAGUAACAACAUUUUUCGGCAUGAAGAUUCGGUUGUUUCGGUUGAAAUGAUUAGGAGUGUUGUUUUCCUGGUCGAGCUUAUCAACAUUGAUCUGUUUAACUACUGCUUGAAGUGUCCGGAGCGUACAAAUUUCGAGGGCAUUGUUUACCGGGGCAUUUGUGUUUCUGAUGAAGACCUAUCGGCUUUUAAAGCGCUGCGAGAGGAGCCCAUUAGUAGGCGGAACAUAGCUGUUCCUCUAGGUCUUUUCUCAUCCAGUUCAAGUAUCAAGGUCUCGAAGAAAUUCAUUAAGCACCAGUUGAAGCAGGCGAAGACACGGGACGCUGUUGUGAAACCACUCAUUAUCAAAGUCCAUGUUAUUGGUUUGAAACCCGAAUACAUACAGCAUUAUACCAAACGCUUUCCGUCGACAGUCCUCACAACAAUUUGCGCCGUCGACAUACACAAACUUUCAAGACACCCCAGCGAAAAGGAGGUCCUACUAAGAGGACCAUUUAUGCUGGUUUUAGACAUGUAUGAGGAAAAGCAUACCGAGUUUGACCAACCGUGUGAUGUCAUAGAGGUGGUCAUGCUCAAUGCUAACAGAGAUCAUAUUUCUACAUCGUUUUUGGGUGACCAAGACACAUUGGCACGUGACAUGUUUGCUGCAAUGGUCACCGUCACAAGGAGUGAGUUUGCUAUAGAAUAUUGUCAGAACAGGACUUAAGGAGGAUGAAAGAGAAUAUCAAAAUAUUUUGCAAGAAAGCAGUGAAAAACUCCAAAAUUUACUUAGGAAGUGAUGUCCGUAUACAACGUGCAAGACAUCAUUAAAUUAUGUUGUUAUUUCAUGACAAACCUUUUUAUUAUAUACUGGAUAAUUGUUAUCUAUUUUAAUUUGUUAGAAUGUAAGCUUCAGGUGUUUCCUAAUAAAUACAUUUAUACAUAUUUCAAAAAUUAUUCCAUUACAUGUUGAAUUCUGCUUUGCUAAUGGUAGGAUGCAUGGACUUUACCAAACAUUUACCAUGACUGCCGUUCUUCAGUAGGGACAAAUAACGAGCCAGGCGACAUUUUGCAUUGCAAAGUUACUGUUGUAUUGAAAAAUAAUGUAGAUUCCAUUUCAAGUUUUUAGUACAUAUAAAGAGGUCAAGAAAAAUAAAAAGUGCUUUAUCUCAAUGUGUUGUGUCGUCAAAUAGUUGAAUUAAAAUAUACUUUAUGUAAUUAAGUUAAAUACUAAACCCAUUUUAUGAUUACGCGUUCUUGGAAAAGAAACAUGCAUUACCAAAACAAUCAUCUAUAUAUGCAGUUGCUCCUCUUAUAAAUGUUUCUCGUGUCAUAAUUUCUAUAAAGUAAGUAUAUGAACAACUAGUUUUUUCA